Messenger RNA from Laetiporus sulphureus 93-53, 1140 nucleotides. RefSeq lists its product as uncharacterized. Lineage: Eukaryota; Fungi; Basidiomycota; Agaricomycetes; Polyporales; Laetiporaceae. The coding region runs from base 1 to 1140 and encodes 379 amino acids. The record is from RefSeq and is a predicted model, not a curated record. The transcript has 7 exons.
AUGGUCGGAAGCAAUGCAUCUUCAUUCACUCAGUCUAGUCCGGAGUCUCAGGAUGCCAUUCAGAUGCGUGCUGGGCAAAUGCAGCAGAUCAUAUCAGAUGCCACGGCUUCUCGAAUCAUGAACGAUUCCACGAUCCAGCGACUGCAGGAGAUCAGAGUGAAUGAUCGAGAAAAAAUGGGAGGAGAGAGCUCAGGAGGCUCGCGUGACCAUGAGUCAAGCCCUGUUCAAUCGUCUGGAGAGAGAGGAGAGCGUAUUGAGAAAUCACAUCGUGAGUCAAACGCAGCCGACGAGCUGGCUUGGGCAAUCGUUAAACAAAAGCUCGCCUCACUUCGUCAACCUCGCAUCCAGUCUGCUAAUGAGGAACUCUUCCUCGAAGACCUGGCCAAGAUUCUGGGAUGGUCUUCCGAGGAUAAGGCUACUACUGGCAUUCCUCAGUCCAUCCUCGCUGCCGCACCACAUCUGGCAACUAUUCUGCCAACCUCACAGGAUUCUCAUCUGGCUGAGAUGUUCCACUUGCAUCAGCUUAACCCUAUCCUCGACCUCAUGCAGCAGCAGGGUCUGCAAGUCCCACUGCCACGAUCCAUCUGGAAAGACAUACUUUUGGAUCAAUAUGUUAACUACGAGAAGCUCUUCGCAUCCAUGGAGUUGGGCUAUGACCAUGAUGAUGAGCCUAAAGACUUGGCGGCUGGCUUCACUAUCAUUAAGAAGGAUCACUCCUCAUCUCGUCACCCGAUCCGGAUCUAUGGUGCAUGGGCAGAUGGGUAUCGGACAAUUAUCUUGAAACUGUUUCAUUCGAUGUCAUCUGAUCCGGAUGCAUAUCAUAAAUCUCCAUUUCAUCUCGACAAUCGAGCUCGCCUUCAGGUCCACAUUUUCUCUGAGAUUAUGCGUUCAUCUUCGCACUCUGCCCUGGGCAAAAGGUCUUCAUGUGCCGCUACACCAUGCAUUAACUGGAAUUUGGAGCGCUGCAAUGAUGAUGAUGACCACUGCGCCAAUCAGCGCAAACAUGGAGUCUGCUGUGAGUGCAGAGGUCAGCAUCAAGUGAAGGACGAUUCAGCAUGCUAUGCCACAUUCAAAGCGCAAAAAGAAAAGGGAAGCGGUGAAAGCAGCAGAGGUGGCUCAAGCAGCAGCGCGAGGACCUAG